Molecule: messenger RNA, 3946 nt
Organism: Monopterus albus (swamp eel)
Lineage: Eukaryota; Metazoa; Chordata; Actinopteri; Synbranchiformes; Synbranchidae
Gene: gckr
Product: glucokinase (hexokinase 4) regulator
Exons: 19
Coding region: 39-1850 (603 amino acids)
Biological process (GO): carbohydrate derivative metabolic process; response to fructose; glucose homeostasis
Cellular component (GO): nucleoplasm; cytosol
Molecular function (GO): enzyme binding; carbohydrate binding; fructose-6-phosphate binding
Source: RefSeq, a predicted model, not a curated record
CUUCCUGUUUCUGUCUGUAAAGCACGGACUCAUACACAAUGGCCAGAUCAGACGGGAACUGUAGUCUUUCCACUGUGCACGAAUGGGAGUCCCCAGAUUAUGAGCCAUUGCUUCCUGUUUCAGAGAAGUCGAAUCCUUUAACACGUGACAUCGACCGAGUCUCAGCUGGUUCCAUUGUGAGGAUGUUACAGGCCUGUGAUGCCCAGAUAUUUCAGGAAGAGAAAGGGAACACCUACAAGGGGCUUUUGAGUGACCAAGUGGUGAAAACCAUGAUGGAGGUUACUAGGAGGGUGGAGAUCAUUCUCAAGGACCCUAAAGACAGCCUUGUUGUACUGAGUGGUUGUGGGACUUCUGGUCGACUGGCUUUCCUCGUAGCGUCAGGCUUCAACAGAGAGCUGAAGGAGCUGAACCAGAGGUCACUCUAUGCCUACAUCAUUGCAGGAGGAGACAGAGCUCUGUUUUCCUCCCAAGAAGCUCCUGAAGAUGACCCCAAACUGGGCGCGCUCAGUCUGAAGAAGGUGUGUGAGGGAAAGAAGAGGGUCUUGUUCAUUGGCAUUUCCUGUGGACUAUCUGCUCCAUUUGUGGCAGGUCAGCUGGACUUCUGUUUACAGAACCAUGAGGUUUACACUCCUGUACUGGUUGGCUUCAACCCUACACAUCAGGCCAGGGACGAGCCGAUACCAGGCUGCACAUUCACUUUUCGCAGUGUGGUGCAAAGGAUGCAAGAGCUUGCCAAAAGCCAAACGGCCUUCCUCAUCAACCCAGCAGUUGGGCCAGAAGCCAUUAGUGGCUCUUCCAGGAUGAAGGGAGGCAGUGCCACUAAGCUUCUCCUGGAGAUUGUCUUGUCUGCUGCUCAUGCUGCUGUCUUUUCACAUGCACCCAUCACAUCCACGGGGAUCCUGCAGCACAUGAGAGCAUAUGAGAAUGCUCUGGAUGUCACAUACGCACAGAGUGAGGCAAUAAGUGCUUUGCUAGAGGCAGCUGGACAGAGUCUGAGGUGUGGGAGGUGUGUCUACUACCUGGGCUGGGGCUCUCUGGCUUUGCUGGGCCUCAUUGAUGCCAGUGAGUGUAAACCCACAUUUGGAGCAGACUACAAAGAUGUUCGAGGCUUCAUCAGUGGAGGAUACAGAGAGCUGAACAAUAAUGAGGGGCCCCUAACUUCACUGGGUCCUGAGUUUUGCAUAGCACAUGAAGACUUUCUGCAUCUAGUUCUGCCCUAUCUCAGUGACAAGGACACUGUUCUACUGAUUUACACACACUCUGACGAUGUCAGUGAAGUGGUGAAGUUGGCAAGCAGAGUGAGAGAGAAGACCUCUAACCUCCAUGCUGUUUAUCAUCAGGCUGAUGGAGACACUGCAGCUACUGUACAACAAGAUGACAUCAACAGACUUUGUUUAUCAACACUAAAAAUCACCUGGUUGUCACCAGCUCCAGGGAGCCUACUACACAUGCAGUGGGAGCUGUCCACUAAGCUGCUGCUGAACGCUGUGAGCACUGGAGCUCACGUCUUAAAGGGGAAAAUUUACCAGAACCACAUGAUCGACGUGCAGGUCACCAACAGCAAACUCUACUACAGAGCUUCACGUUUACUCCAGAAGCUGUCUGGCUGUCCUCAGCACCGGUGUGAGGAGGCACUUCUGAAGGCCAUCUACAGAGUGGACGAGCUGUCAACAGGCAUCACAUCUUCUGACACCGCCACACACACACGCACUGCCCGAAGCAGGACCAAGGUGGUCCCCCUGGCUUUGGUCUCUCUGCUGACUGGUUGCUCUCUCAUGGAGGCAGAGUCUCAUUUGGAGCAGCAGUCAAUUGUAAGGGAAGCUGUGGCUGUCAUAAUCGACAAGGCAUGAUGUCCCUACAUACACACAGAGUACAUUUCCUCUACUCUCCUCUGCAGAGAGGUUAGAGGUCAGCUGUUUCAGAUAAACAAAUUUCUACGUUUGAGUCAAAGGUAUAUAAUCCUCCUUUACUGACUGCUGAUUUUAGUAUGAGUUAAUAAGUAAUAAAGCCAAAAUAUUAAUCAAGUUGAACUUAGUUUUACAACUGAAAAAUGAGCUUAUACAUAUAUUGUAUACAUAUAUUUAAUAAACAAAAAUCCAGCAUAUUAAAAAACAGAAUUAUUUUAAAAGCCCAAUAUUGAUCAUGGGUGUUGUUGGAUUUAAAUUUUCAGCCUGUGUUCUGUAACUGUCUUCUAGAGGUAUAGGCUCUGCCAUGCUUGUCUGUGUGAUGUAAGUCAUCCUCAAUUCCUCAACGCACACACUCACAGGUACCGGAUUAGUGUGACAUGUGAGUGUAUCUUGAGAGCAGCUGAGCAGCUUUGGAAAUAUCUUUGGAGCAGAGCCACACACAGUAUUGGAAAGCACAGAGCAAAGGAAGCUUAGAACAGUUAAGUGCACAUCAGAUCUGGACCAGAAAGCAUUAGUGUAAAGUUCUCAGCAUUUACUGUAUAUACUGUAUAUGCCUGAAGUAGUAAAAUGGCUAAUGUUGGCCAUCUAGAGGUCUGUGCAAGGAUUACAAUGGUAGUAGUGAUAAUUGGGCUGGAAUAAUUGGAGGUUUAUUUGUUUCUCUGUUUGUGCAGGUAUUGUAAAUACAACAGGUGCUGGUGGGAAUACGUUUAAGUAAAAGUGUCCAAUCAGUGUGGAAUAUGUCAGCUGAUGAAACUCAAAGCUAAACUAGUGUAAAGAAACAUAAAAAUGAAAUAAAUGAGAAUGAAAUCUUGCAAAUGUGCACACAUUUGGGUAAAGUCAUAUGAGGACAUGUGCAUUUGUUUUAUUUAUAUCAGUAUGUUACAUUUGUAUGUUCAUUUGCUCUUGGUACAUGAUGUUCACUUGGUGAUGUCACAGACUGAUGGACAGCCAAACAGACCAAUAGCAGCACAGACACACACACCCUCUCACUAGCAGCAUUUGGAGUCAUUUGUCAAACUAAGCAAUAAAACCACACGCACUUCAUUCACUUGCAGACUAUCUGUGGUCUAAAAGUACAAUUAGCUGUGAUCGCCACGCUGUCAACCUACCCUCAUAUAACCAUGGGUACAGUAAGGCAUCAGUAACACACGUCACACUGUUGUUCCAAAUGGUUGGUUAUACAAACCCCUCCUGAGUCUCCAGCAUGUAACACACGCCUAAGAAAACCAGAGCGAGGUUUACAUCAACCUGAAGCUCAGACUGAUGUGUCCUGACAUUUACUGUAGAGAUUUAGUGUGCCAGAAACACACAGCGUCACAUUGUUGUUGAAAAGAGUUCACACAUAUGCAUGCUUAAAGGGAAGUCACAAGAUUCAUCAAUAACAUAAUAAAUCUACUAUAACACUUGUUUUUGUUUGUGAUAGAAAGUAAUUUAUAAAUGUUCUUUGGGAUAGUACUGUUGGGAGUGGCUGAAACUCCAAACCCCUAAAAACCCAUCAUCUUCAACGUGCUGAGAUGAGUCCACAAAACAGACAAAGAAAACAAACCACGUAUCAGUGCAUGUGUUAGCUAACAUCUAUCAUACCUCUGAGGUACUUGGUAUAGUCAUGGUUAUAUGAUUCAAUAAAUCAUUACACCUGGGUCCACAUAGUCCAAAAAUAUGUUUUGUUUGUUUCAAAAAUAUACUGUAACUUAUUUGUCCAUAUACAGUACAGAUUUAGACAUUUUACUUCAUAAAUACAGUUAACUUAAAAACAUACAAGCAUAAUAAAUACAUUUGAUAUAGUUAGACCACGUAAGGUGGUGGGUUCAAGUUUCAAAGUUCCAAUCAGUGCGAUUCCUCCUAAACUGGAUCUGAAGUUAAAAGUGCUUCAAAUGUUUGAGUAUUUUUUUGGUUUCAUUCUUUAACCCUACAUAAAUUUAGGUGUGUAGUUGGAGAGAGAGCAAAUGUUUAUGGGAGCUGUCUUAAGAGUGUGAAUUCAUACAGCAGUUUUGGUUUCUGUUUGAGUUACUGUAAAAGCUAUCCAGCCCACUCUCUUU